Molecule: messenger RNA, 1282 nt
Organism: Vitis riparia (riverbank grape)
Lineage: Eukaryota; Viridiplantae; Streptophyta; Magnoliopsida; Vitales; Vitaceae
Product: protein SRG1-like
Exons: 4
Coding region: 60-1163 (367 amino acids)
Source: RefSeq, a predicted model, not a curated record
UCUACUCAUAACUUGUAUAUAGUUUGCUGAACAAGGUGAAGAGUAUUUUGUAGGUACAAAUGGACACAAAGGCUGAAAAUGGAGUCAUGCAGGAACACCAAGAGUUGGGCUGGGGAAAAUCCUUACCUGUACCUAGUGUCCAGGAGAUAGUGAGGAAUGACUCUCAGUCUGUUCCUGAAAGAUACAUACAAGAGCACAAGGACAAACCACUGGGUUCCGAUUCCUGUCCCGUUUCUUCUCAAAUCCCAAUCAUAGAUUUGCACUUGCUGGCAUGCGGAGAUGAAGAUGAACAAACAAAGUUGAAUUUUGCUUGCAAGGAAUGGGGUUUCUUUCAGGUAAUAAACCAUGGGGUGGCUGAGGAGGUUUUGCAGAAGAUGAAGACUGCUGUAGCAGCCUUUUUUGAGCUCCCUUUGGAGGAGAAAAAGAAAUAUUCUAUGGCAGAAAAUGAUCUUCAAGGAUAUGGCCAAGGAUAUGUAGUUUCAGAUCAGCAAAAACUUGAUUGGGGUGACCUGAUUUUCCUAUUGACGCUACCAAACAAGUAUAAGAAGAUGAAGUAUUGGCCAGUCACAGUAACAGGUUUCAAGGAGGCCAUUGAAGAGUAUGCAACUGAGAUGCACAAGGUGACAGAGGAGAUCUUGGGUAAUUUGUCAUUGUUAAUGGGCAUGGACAAAGACGGUCUGAGACUGUUGCAUGCAGAGAUGAAGCAAGCAAUGAGACUGAACUACUACCCAACUUGUUCCAGGCCUGAUCUGGUCCUUGGGGUCAGCCCACAUUCCGAUGCGAGUUCAAUCACCGUACUUCUGCAAGAUGACGAGAUCACCGGCCUCCAAAUCAGACACAAGGGAGGAUGGGUUCCAGUAAAACCAAUUCCUAACGCACUAGUCGUAAACAUUGGCGAUGCUAUUGAGGCUUGGAGUAACGGGAUGUACAAAAGCAUUGAACACAGAGCUGUCACAAAUGAGAAGAGAGCAAGAAUGUCUAUUGCAACUUUUUUGAUUCCGGAAGAUGAUGUGGAAAUUGGUCCGGUGGAUUCAGUUGUGGGCACCUAUCAUCAACCCGUAAUGUACAAAAAGAUCAAGUAUGUUGACUACCUUCGAUACACUUUGUCAAGGAAAAUGGAUGGAAAGGCUCACACAGAAUUUCUCAAGUUAGAAAAUGAGUAAUAAUCACCCCUGUAUUUUCACAUCUUGUACAAUAAGACAAACCAUGCACCCUUGCUAUCUAAGAAAAUGCAACUAGAUGAGAAUAUGUUGCAGGCAUUUAUAUUAUCUAUGGGAUUCAA